This is a messenger RNA of Lagopus muta (rock ptarmigan), 1632 nucleotides long. It is a transcript of the gene CCT3, whose product is annotated as chaperonin containing TCP1 subunit 3. Gene Ontology annotation, cellular component: chaperonin-containing T-complex. Gene Ontology annotation, biological process: protein folding. Lineage: Eukaryota; Metazoa; Chordata; Aves; Galliformes; Phasianidae. Gene Ontology annotation, molecular function: ATP binding; ATP hydrolysis activity; ATP-dependent protein folding chaperone. The record is from RefSeq and is a predicted model, not a curated record.
GCGUUGAGCACAGUGAUGCUGUGGGAGCACGGGGACCCUAAGCCUAAUGCUGGACCCCCACCCACAGCUGGAGAGAUGCUCUCUGUUGCUGAGCACUUCCUGGAGCAGCAAAUGCACCCAACCGUCAUCAUCGGCGCUUACCGCAAGGCUCUGGACGACAUGAUCCACGUCCUGAAGAAGAUCAGCACCCCUGUGGAUGUGAACAACAGAGAGAUGAUGCUGAAAAUCAUCAAGAGUGCCAUAAACACCAAAGCCAACCGCUGGUCCGAGCUGGCCUGCAGCAUCGCUCUGGAUGCUGUCAGGAUGGUGGAGCUGGAGGAGAACGGCCGAAAGGAGAUCGAUAUCAAGAAAUACGCCAAAGUGGAGAAGAUCCCAGGUGGUUUCAGCGAGGAUUCCUGUGUGCUGCGCGGCAUCAUGGUGAACAAGGACGUGACGCAUCCCAGGAUGCGGCGCCUCAUCAAGAACCCCCGCAUCGUGCUGCUGGAUUGUUCACUGGAGUACAAGAAAGGAGAGAGCCAGACCGACAUUGAGAUCACACGGGAGGAGGACUUUGCGCGCAUCCUGCAGAUGGAGGAGGAAUACAUCCAGCAGAUCUGUGAGGACCUGCUGAGGGUGAAGCCAGACCUGGUCAUCACCGAGAAGGGCAUUUCGGACCUGGCCCAGCACUACCUGAUGAGAGCCAACAUCAGCGCCGUCCGCAGGGUGAGGAAGACGGACAACAACCGCAUCGCCAGGGCCUGCGGGGCCCGCAUCGUCAGCCGCACCGAUGAGCUGCGGGAGGAGGACGUGGGCACCGGCGCCGGGCUGUUUGAGGUGAAAAAGAUUGGAGAUGAGUACUUUGCCUUCAUCACCGAAUGCAAGGACCCCAAAGCCUGCACCAUCGUCCUGCGUGGGGCCAGCAAGGAGAUCCUGGCGGAGGUGGAGCGCAACCUGCAGGACGCCAUGCAGGUGUGCCGCAACGUGUUGGUGGACCCCCAGCUGGUGCCAGGAGGAGGGGCUGCAGAGAUGGCGGUGUCCCACGCGCUGACGGAGAAGUCCAAAGGCAUGACAGGAGUGGAGCAGUGGCCCUACAGAGCGGUGGCGCAGGCGCUGGAGGUCAUCCCACGCACGCUCAUCCAGAACUGCGGUGCCAGCACCAUCCGUGUGCUCACCUCGCUGCGGGCCAAGCACACCCAGGAGGGCAGCCAGACGUGGGGGGUGAAUGGGGAGAGCGGAGCCUUGGCUGACAUGAAGGAGUUGGGGGUCUGGGAGCCCCUGGCCGUCAAACUGCAGACCUACAAAACAGCUGUGGAGACCGCCGUCCUCCUGCUCCGCAUCGAUGACAUCGUGUCGGGACACAAAAAGAAAGGCGAAGAGCACAGCAAGGCGCCAGCACCCACUGAAGCAGCCCAGGAGUAGUGGGGCAGUGGGGCCACAUCUGGAGCUGCUGUUUUUCCCCCCCUGUCCCGAGUUGGAGCAGAGGGUCCCAAAGUCAAUUGCCCAAAGUUUGGGGGGUGGGAUGGGAACGUGGUGACGGGGACACACAGUGCCUGGGCACGGGGGGGAGCUGUUGGUGUUUAAUUUAAGUCUGUAAUUCCUUGCAGUUUGCCUCAACAAUAAAAGGCAUCGCACCCUGCGGGGCUCUGUUGUGAA